Messenger RNA from Macadamia integrifolia, 1458 nucleotides. Its product is annotated as cell division control protein 2 homolog. NCBI's taxonomy places the organism in Eukaryota, Viridiplantae, Streptophyta, Magnoliopsida, Proteales, Proteaceae. The transcript has 9 exons. Gene Ontology annotation, biological process: regulation of meiotic cell cycle; signal transduction; protein phosphorylation. The record is from RefSeq and is a predicted model, not a curated record. Gene Ontology annotation, molecular function: cyclin binding; cyclin-dependent protein serine/threonine kinase activity; ATP binding. Gene Ontology annotation, cellular component: nucleus; cytoplasm; cyclin-dependent protein kinase holoenzyme complex. Bases 366 to 1241 code for a protein of 291 amino acids.
AUAUCAACCAAGGACGGUCUCCCACGAUUUCUCUUCCGACUAUUUUUGAAACCCCCUCUCGCGACUGCCAAGAAUUACUUCAAUGGAGGUUGUGCUGCUUGCCAUCGCCCUUCUCCUCCUUGGAUCUUCUCUCAGGGACGAUUGAAGUCUGUCUCCGGCUGGGUACUUAUGAGUUGUUGAUCCAGUCAUAUUUUUUCUUUGAAGAGGGUUUCUAUUGUCUUGAAGAUUGAAGGUGUGCGAUUUUUGAUUUAGGGAAACCCUAGAUCUGCCGAAAAAAUUUGCAAUCGUUUGAUCAAGUGUUUAUUUGUCAAUCAGUGAAUGUGAAGAUUUUUCUUUGUGCAGUGAAGAAAUUUGGCUUGGAUUUGAUGGAAAAGUAUGAGAAAAUUGGGAAGCUUGGAGAAGGAAAUUGUUGUAAGAUUUACAAAUGGCGGAAGCGUGAGACAAACGAGUUUUUUGCUGCAAAAAAGAUUCACUUGGGGAAUGGAGUAGGAGUUCCUGGCUGGGCGUUAAGGGAAAUAGCCAUCUUGAAAGCGUUGCAGCAUGUUAACAUAAUCAGGUUGCAGGAUGUAGUGAGCUGUGAGGGAAAAAUGUACGUUGUUACUGAGUAUCUGGAUAUGGAUUUGAAGAACUACAUGGCUGUGCAUCAAGGUCUUGGUUUGAAUCCGUCUUUAAUAAAAAGGUUUCUCCAUCAGAUUCUCUGCGGAAUUGGAUAUUGCCAUUCUCAUAGAGUUCUCCAUAGAGACUUACAACCCGAAAAUUUGCUAAUACAAGAAGGCACCAAUACGUUGAAGCUUGCAGGGUUUGGAUCAACCAGGGCUUUUGAAAUUCCAUUGAAGAUACUUACUGAAGAGGUAGUGGCGAUCUGGUAUAGAGCACCAGAAAUCCUCCUCGGGUCUCGCUAUUACUCAACUCCGGUUGAUGUGUGGUCUGUGGGUUGUAUAUUUGCUGAGAUGGUGAAUGGGAAAGUUUUGUUCGGUGAGGAGACUGAAAUUUCAGUACUUAGAGAGAUUUUCAGUUACUUAGGUACUCCGAAUAAUGAAACCUGGCAUGGAGUGGAAUUGUCAUCCAAAUUCGUCCCUGCCACCCCCAAAUGUCCCCCUAAAGACCUGACAACUGAGUUUCCAACUCUUGAAGCCACUGGAGUUGAUCUCCUUUCUAGAAUGCUGUGCUUGGACCCAAGUAAAAGAAUUACAGUGCGUAGUGCCCUCAAGCAUGAAUACUUUGAUGAUCUUGAACUUUGACCUUCGUAUAUCUUCAUCUCUGAAAAUUGUUUUGGCAAGUAUGUGGAUAAUAGUUACUUGUGGGGUUUAAUUGUGGGAUUAUGAUAUUGUCUUUUUCAGCUAUUAUAUUUAUUUUGCCCCUGUAUCUGGUUUAAAUCGCAUUGAACCGAGUCUCGGAGUUGUGUUUUUUCUCAUUGCAUGUGCAUGUAAAGAAAAAGCUGCAUAUAGUUGGCAUGCA